Pezoporus flaviventris is the source of this 1698-nucleotide messenger RNA. It is a transcript of the gene IGFBP5, whose product is annotated as insulin like growth factor binding protein 5. Gene Ontology annotation, biological process: regulation of insulin-like growth factor receptor signaling pathway. The record is from RefSeq and is a predicted model, not a curated record. Gene Ontology annotation, cellular component: extracellular region. Bases 658 to 1467 code for a protein of 269 amino acids. Gene Ontology annotation, molecular function: insulin-like growth factor I binding; insulin-like growth factor II binding; fibronectin binding. NCBI's taxonomy places the organism in Eukaryota, Metazoa, Chordata, Aves, Psittaciformes, Psittacidae. The transcript is spliced from 4 exons.
UCUCUUCCUGCAGAAGAAGAGAGAGGGAAGGGGAGCUUUGCAUCCCCUGUUCCCUCUGCUGCGUGUUGGGUUUCGUUUUUUCUACCCCUCUUGACUGCUUUGAUGCAUUAAUAGCAGGACACUGGUUUUCAAGGAACUUUGCUCCCUUCCCACCCUGCCUCCUCCCAGCCCUUUGGGAAGAGUGUGUGUGUGCGCGUGAGUGUGUGAAACCGCCGUCCCACCUCCCCAAACCCCCCUGCUCCCCUCCGCCUCCCCCUGCAACCUGUAGGCUGUGCAACCCCUGCAGGCUUUGCUCCCUUUCCCCCCCUCCUUCCUUCCCCUCUUCUUUUUGCGCUCCCGCAGAUUGCUGUGCGAAUUCCCCCUUCCGAGGCGAGAAAAAGCAGAAAGAAGGAGAAAACGGACAAAAAGACAAAAAGCAAACCUAGAGCCCCCCCCCCCCCCCAACGCCAAAAGCAAAGCAGGAGGGUCUAGCACCCCGAGAAUAAACCCCAGAGCGGGGCGCCUGCACGCAGGGGCUGCACUUUCCGCCCUUCUUGAAUUUUUAUUUUUGUUUCUCUUUUUUGCCCCAGAAGGGGCAAGCGGGAAGCCAGCGCAGCCCGCCCCCCCCCCCCCCCCCGCGGCACCCCCCGCACCCCGUCCCGCAGCAUCCCCGCCGCGAUGCUGCUGCGGCUCCUGGUGCUGCUGGGCGCCUGCCCGGGGCUCUCGCGGUGCCUGGGCUCCUUCGUGCAGUGCGAGCCCUGCGACGGCAAGGCGCUGUCGCUGUGCCCGCCGCCGCCGCUGGGCUGCGAGCUGGUGAAGGAGCCCGGCUGCGGCUGCUGCCUCACCUGCGCCCUGCCCGCCGGCCAGCCCUGCGGCGUCUACACCGAGCGCUGCGCCCGCGGGCUCCGCUGCCUCCCGCGGCAGGGCGAAGAGAAGCCGCUGCACGCCCUGCUCCACGGCACCGCCGUCUGCCUCAGCGAGAAGAGCUACCGCGAGCAAGCCAAGGCCGAACGGGAGUCCCGAGAGCAUGAGGAGCCGACCACGUCAGAGAUGACAGAGGAGACUUACCCACCCAAGGCCUACCGGCCCAAGCAUGGGCGCCUCUCCGAGCUCAAGGCUGAGGCCCUAAAGAAGGACCGCCGUAAGAAGCUGACCCUGGCUAAGUUUGUGGGCAUGGCAGAGAACACGGCGCAUCCUCGCGUCGUCAUCCCUGAGCUCCGGCAGGAGUUUGAGCUGGGUCCUUGCCGCAGGCACAUGGAGGCAUCCCUGCAGGAGCUGAAGAGCAGCCAGCGGAUGGUCCCCCGUGCCGUCCACCUCCCUAACUGUGACCGAAAGGGCUUCUAUAAGAGGAAGCAGUGCAAGCCCUCCCGUGGCCGGAAGCGUGGGUUGUGUUGGUGUGUGGACAAAUACGGCAUGAAGCUGCCAGGGACUGACUACCUGAGCGGAGACCUGCAGUGCCACGCGUUCGACAGCAGCAACGUGGAGUGAAGUCGCAUCCCCUCCCUCCACCCCAUCACUACCUACCCAGGCUCCCUUCCACCCUCCCCUCCACACCUCCCCGCGCCCCGGGACUCCGAUUCCUUUCAUCUCAUGUAAGAAGAAAAAAAGACAGGAAAAGAAAAAGGAGAAAGGAAGGAAAAGGAAAAAAAAAAAGAGGAAGAGAAGGAAAGAAGUAAACAAAGGAAAAGCAAAAAGAAAAGAAAAAAGGAAGAAAGAAAA